UCACCACGACCCCAUCGUCACUCUUCCACUUCUCGCCUCAUCUCUCGCAGCCACGCACGAUGCCGAUCGCAGCCCCCGUAAACCUCGGCGCUGAAGCGACGGCGCAGAACAAGAUCUGGAGCACGGACCCACACGUGCGCUUCAACGACCAGGAGCUCACGAUCAUGCGCCUCGAAGGCCAGUUCUACUGGCACGUGCACAACGACAGCGACGAGAUGUUCCUCAUCAUCGACGGCGAGGUGUUCGUCGAGACGCGCGAGGGGAGCACGAACAUCGACGAAGAGGCCGACGCGCCCACUACCUCGCGCUGGCUCCGGAAGGGCGACGUGUUCGUCGUGCCGCGCGGCACGGCGCAUCGGAGCGCGGCGCCGAAGGGCGCAAGCGUCAUGUUUGGGCUUAAGAGCAACGCGCUGCUGUUCAUGAAGGACGACGAGAAGGAGGCCGAGGGCUCGCAGGGGUCGGUGUCUGACUAAAUCGGAGCUGUUGAGGCGUGGUCGUCGAGGCGAAAGAGUAGAGGCAAAGGCGUUGUAGACGUUUGUCUGUAGUGGUAUGCUAGCAUGGU
Cutaneotrichosporon oleaginosum is the source of this 562-nucleotide messenger RNA. RefSeq lists its product as uncharacterized. The record is from RefSeq and is a predicted model, not a curated record. Lineage: Eukaryota; Fungi; Basidiomycota; Tremellomycetes; Trichosporonales; Trichosporonaceae.